UCUUCCUGCACUUCUCUCUGGAGCAGCAGACUUGCCUCAAGGAGACAAAGCAAUGGACACAGCAAAGUUCAUCCCUGAUGAGCCUCGGUCCAGAAGUAGAAGGAAGCAAGAUCUCCAGGAGAUGCUGACAGAAGUGGGGUUGUCUGUUGACUACUGGCUGCCUAAGCUUCAGGAAGACAUGGGUGUGACCUGUGCCCAGGCCUUACAACACUUAGAAGAAAAAGACCUCCAGAAGCUGAAGUCCCAGACACAACACACAUGGGAAGAAAAGGCUCUGGAGAAGCUGCUUGACCUCUCACAGCCAAACAGUGUUGCAGAGUUCCAGGAGACUUCAUGGGAGAUAAUAGAGAGCAGACAGCAGCAGGCAGAACAGGCACUGCAGGAACUGAGGGCCUUGCAGUCAGAAAGGAAGCAUAGACAGGAAGAGGAAGUAAGGGUGAAAGAAGUAGAGUUUAGGCAAGCAAUGGAGAUCCCUGAAGAGUGCUGGCCAGGGCCAGAAGUACCCCUCAAAGAUAUCACUGAAACAAUGGAGAGACAUCUCAGUCACAUAAAAGCGACAAUGAUAAAAAGUCAAAACUUCUCAGAUAGAGACCUGCUAAGAUUCACAUCUGGUGGGCUGGUGCUGCAGGGAAUUUAUAAGACCUGCCACCAAAAGGACUUGGCAACAAGGAGAGAAGAACUACUCAGGGUCCCCAAAGAACUGUUCCUCUUUGGGUCUGAGCAAGGAAAACAGAUGGAAACAAAAGAAUUCACAUCUUCGGAAGAAGAAUCCCUGUUCACUGAAACUGUGGAGAAGUUCGGUUUCCGGUUAACACUUUUAGCCAAGGGUGGAGGCUGGGGAUUCAAUUUAGAAGGUGGAAUGGAUACAGUCAAGGAUUUAGAAUCCAAAGAAGUCCAAGAAUCACAUUCUAAGCACACUUAUUUCUGCUUAUCAAAGUUCAGGUACAACCCACUAGCCUCCUUCCACUUUUGCAAAGAUCAGCUCCAACUCUCCACUGCUGCUCUCAAGGAACUGAAAAUCAUUGAGGAACAACUGGAACACACGGAAGGACCAGACAGAUUCCUUGUAGUGAGGAAAAGGACUGAAAACUUCUUCAACAGAUUUGGUUCUCAUGCUAAUCAAGGCCCUGUGCAUUUUGGGGGAAUAUUCUACUGGAAGGCCAUUUCAGAGGGUUUCAAAAGUGACCAGCUGGAUUGUGUGAAGCAGCAGAUAGCAGAGGCCUUGGAUAUUUAUGUAAGAGGGAGCUACAGUGGCUUUGGAUUUGAUGUUGGGGGAGGGAUGACAGAUUCAGAUGCACAUUCAGCAAGCUCCUACAAAAAUUCAACUAAUCAACAGCUCCAAAUCAAAGUUCAGUUAUCUAUGGCCCAGAUAGGUGGACCACCAGAAGCAAAUGGAAUUGUUCAGUGGACAACUGGCCUUCUUGCCAGCAACAAAACCUGGUGUGUCAUUGACCGAGAACAUCAGCUGGUACCCAUUUGGGACAUCAUCCUAUCAAAUCACAGAAGCAAUUUUAAGGACCACUUUCUGGUGGCUAACUGCCUGGCAGAAAACUACUCUGCUCUGACAGGCCUUGAUGCCCAUAUCCAGCCAGGAGAACAUAUGCCGAGUACCAUAAAAGAAGCAGGACUUUUCAUGGAUGAUGUGAAAUCCUGGAAGGUCUCAGACUCUGAAGAACAGCUUAACUACCUGAUAGAUUUUAUGCAAACCCUGGCUCACAAAACAAAAAGUUAUGAAGUUUGGAUUAAUACAUGCCUCACAAAUUGUAAUCUACAAAAUUUUCUUAUAAACACUGUCAACUUUUGCAAAAAAUCUUCCAUUAAAAAAACUCAGUUUAUUAAAUCUCAAUUCCGCACCCUUCUAGAACCUCAUGUACACAAAGUGAAAAACUUUCCUCAGGUGACAUCAAUCAUGCAGUGGAUCAACCAGACAGAGUCAGAGGAACAGCAAGUUAAAAUCACUGAAUUGUCUGAAUUCCUUAAAAGUCUGAAAGAAAUCCAAAAAGCUCUCGUGGAAGCAAAUGACAAUUCUGAGUCCCUAGAAACAGUGGAAGAAGCUCAAAGAAAGGCUACCUGUGAUGUCACCACAGCUCUUAGCUCCUUCUUGAACUCUCUCAGAGAAGCAGAGCAGCCAGACACGCAGCUGCUACUACUCUGCAUUGCAGCUGCUGCAGGCUAUCAGCUGGAAAGCAAUGUUUUCCAGCCUCUCCUGGGGUACACUGAAAUAAAAUUUCUACUGGAUGAAAUACAAACUGUCCAAUACAGAUAUCAGGAGCUUAAAACUAUCUGCACAGACAGGGCACAGGCAUUCCUAGUGCUCGAAGCUCUGACGGCCACAAUUGGAGUCACAGCCAUUUCUCCAGAAGAAAAAGCACAACGCUUGACAUUAACAAGGCAGCAUAUGGAGCAUUUAUUUUCUACUAAAGUUGCACAUCUCCUCACAAAGUUUGGAACAGAUCAUGAUUGGGAGAAUCUAGAGAAUAAUUUGAGCUUACUCACUAAUGGGAACUAUAAAGAUGCUAUCCCUUCUUUGCAAAUGGAUGAGGUAAAAAAGGAAUUGCAAAGUCUCCAGAAUAAAAAGAAAGAACAGCAAAAUGAUGAUAGCAAUGAAGAAGAGGUAAUAGAAAAAGGACCUUUCCUAGACUUACUACAGCGUCUGGGUCUAGAACACCACUAUCCAAAAAGGAUGAGCAGAGCUGACUUCCAUCUGAUCUAUAAGACUUCUGUGUAUAAUACACAGCCAAGAUCUGAACAGGAACUUCCCUUCUAUUUCCUACAAAAGCUAUUGAUGCUAGAUUGUGGGUUCAGAUAUCUGAUCUUCAAAAAAGAUGGAAAUACAGACACCCAAGACUCUGUAGGUCCCUCCAACCAGGAAAAUGAUGUUGUUGAUCCAUACGAAGAGCUGUUUGAUGACAGUAAUGAAGUCACUAAUUCUUCACCCACUGAGUCCCGGCCCCACAUUCACCCAAUGGACAUUCAGAUGGCCAUUUUUCACUGUGUAGAUGAUAUUGCCAGGCAAUACAUUUUGUCCAAACUUUCCAUUUGUCAAUUUGCACUCCCCCUUGUGGUGCCAAAUCCCAACACUUCUAAGAUGGAAUUCUCUCUCUGGUCUCUCAGACAAAUAAGGAGAAGUUGGCAAGAGUCAAGUAAAUCAGCACAGGACAGGAGCUACAGUCACAGGAAUCAGCAGAUGUGCUGUGUCUCUGCCCCCAUUGUGUCUUUCAUUAGAGUUGGAAAUGGCUUCUCUGUUUCCAAAUCUCAGAUCAUGAACUCUCUCCUCAGUAGACAUAAACAUGAUGUGUUUUUUCACAGGCACUGCAGAGGAAGCAGCAAAUAUUGUCUCCUGAUGGAGGGAGUGGUGGAGAUCUCCUGGUUCUGUCCUGGGGGUCAAGGUGAGGACACAUUUGACAAGUGUGUGGCCUUCACCAAUCUUCACGGAGAUGCCAAAGAACAUAGACAACAACUCAGCUUCCUGCAGGAUAUCUCUUCUCUCAUUGUGAUCCUCAUGUCAGCUUCUAAUGACAAUAAAGAAAACCAAAACCUUGUCAGACACUUGUGGCAGUCAUCAAAACCUGUGAUCUGUCUGAUUGAUGACAAAGAAAAAUUCAUGACUAAUAAUUCAGGCAGAAGGGUGAGGAUUGGCAUUAGGAAUAGAAAUGAAGCAGAAUUAACAGAAGAACUCACGACUGCCAUUGAACAUUUACUAGAAAUCUCUGGCACUGCUCUCAGUAUAGAAGACUGUUCACAGAUGGCUCAAAAACAAGGAUUCAUGAUUGAUGAAUACCAAAAAGCAUUGAAGGAGGCCAAAGAAAAAGCACAGACAAAUAGGAAACUCCUGGAGCAAUCCAAGGUAUCUCAGAUAAAAGAAAAGUUGCUGCCCCUUCAAGGACAACUAUGGCACCAUUGGUGUAAGAAAGACAAAGAACUCUAUCAUCUGCAAGAAAAAGGGCAUCGGAGCAUUGAACAACACAAGAGUGACAUUAAAAAAGAAAAACAAAAAAUACGACGGCAGCAGUUUGAAAAGGCCUUCCCUCUCAAUGGUUUCAUGCAAUCUGUCCUACAAAUUCUCAAAGAAGACUCAGAAAAUGACCUCAAAUUCUACUUCUUAUACUGGUUAAGUGUGGUUUUGGAAAAUCUAACUAUAGAACACUUGGGGAUUUUACAUGGAAAACAGCAAUAUUUGUGGUCACAGGCAGAAAAGCAGAAAGCACAGAAGAACAGCUCCCUGACACUCUGGCAGAAGCAGAUAGAAGCCAUCUCUACCGAGAUUUUUAAUUGCACUUUAGGAGUUGAGCACCUUCUCCGAGAAGUUGGCCAGAUCUAUGAAACUCUAGAAGAAGUUUCCGCCUCUGGAGACAGCCUUUUUCUCUGCCUCCCCCAGAUUGCUGCAGAUUUGAUGAUAGCUGGUCUUCCCAUUGAGCUGAUGGAUGGGGAUGCUUCAUAUGUGCCUCUAAAGUGGGUGGCAUCUGUUUUUGACAAGAUCUCAGAGAAAGUUGGAGACAAAAGGUUGUUUGUUCUCUCUGUCCUUGGCCUACAGAGCUCAGGGAAAUCCACCCUACUAAAUGCCCUGUUCGGGUUAGAGUUCACAGUCAGUGCAGGCAGGUGUACCAAGGGGGCCUACAUGCAGCUCCUGAAGGUGGAAGAGACAUUCACAGAAGAACUUGGCUUUGAUUUUGUGCUUGUUGUAGACACAGAAGGACUUCGGGCUCCAGAACUAAACAACAAAUCCCGGAAUUGGGACAACGAGUUGGCAACAUUCGUCAUUGGCCUUGCAAAUUUGACUCUGAUCAAUAUUUUUGGGGAGAAUCCAUCAGAGAUGCAGGAUAUCCUACAAAUUGUUGUCCAGGCCUUUCUGAGAAUGAAACAAGUGAAAAUCUCCCCCAGUUGCAUCUUUGUCCAUCAGAAUGUGGGAGAUGUUACAGCUAAAGACCAAACCAUGGAAGGACGAAGGAGACUGGAACAGAGACUGGAUGAAAUGACAGCAUUAGCUGCUGAACAGGAAGAAUGCUCAGACAUAACCCGCUUCAGUGAUGUAAUUAAAUUUGAUGUCAAUAGUCAUGUCUACUACUUUGCUCACCUCUGGGAUGGCAAUCCCCCAAUGGCUCCUCCCAAUCCUCACUAUAGCCACAAUGUCCAGGAGUUGAAAACUGGGAUUCUUAGGAAUGCCCAACAGGAAUCCAAGGGAAGGAUCAUGAAGAUUUCAGAUGUAAAAUUCCGAGUUCAGGAUUUAUGGAAAGCCCUGGUCAGUGAGAACUUCAUUUUCAGUUUCAGGAACACCCAAGAGGUCAUAGCCAUGAGUAAACUGGAAACCAUGUAUAACCACUGGACCUGGGAGCUGAGGAGCCAUGUUCUGGACUUACAGAAUCAGUUGAACAAUCAGAUUCAGAAUGGGAAAAUCUUGACUCUCACAAGUAAUACACUGGAGGGUCCAGUCAGUACAAAAUAUGAAACCAUUAAGCAAAAAUUUGACAAUUAUUUUGAAGAAGACCCAGAUAGUGAAAUACUGGUUCAAUGGAAAGCAAAUUUUGAAAAUAAGCUACAAAUGCUUAAAGAUUCACUUAUUUCAGACACCAGAAAGAAAUGCAAUGAGCUCAUCAGUCUUAAACAAAGCCAAGAAAGACUAGAUAAACAAAAGUCACAAUAUGAAAAUGAACUGUUAGAGAGGAGCCGAGAGUUGGCAUUAGAUGUGAAGGGUAAAGAAUUAAGUGAUGAAGAGUUACGUGAAAAAUUCAAUCAAGUUUGGACAAAUUGGAUCUACAAUGUGUCUUCUACUGUACCCCUUGUCACAGAUCCUGACAUUGAUUCAGACGCUGAAAACAUUUUCCUACAGUGUUUCAAAAAGGACAAAAAUAUUGCAGAAAAACUAAAGAAAAACAAUGGAGAAAUGUUUGACAUCAAUUAUGACAAGCAUGUCCAAAUGAAAAAAAGAUGUUAUAUAAUUUCACAAAGAUUAGAAACUUGCCAUAAAGAGUCAAUUAAUAAAACUACCAACAACAUUUUUUUUAAAUUUGAUGAAAUAAUUAAAAACAUUUGGAAGCAAAAGCGUGAUUACAGUCAGCAUGAUUUUCAUGAAAUUCUGAUGAUAAUAGAAAAUGAACUGAAAUCUGUUUCCCCUGAGGAAGACUACACAUUUACCAGAGACUACAUCAUUGACUUAUCCUUGUGCUUAUUCCAAAGGGCAUCUAAGAGUUUCAGAGAAAUGCAUAAGGCAUUUAAAAGAGCAAAUGAUCCUGUGAACUAUCUGGAGAGCAAGAAAGACAAUUUCUUCAUGAGUUUUAAGAUCUCCUGUCAAGGUGCCACAUCCAUCACAUCCUUUGUGGACUUCCUGUGGCUCAAGCUCACUCCUGCUAUAUCUGCUACUAUAUGGGUAAAAAUGGGCCUUAAAGUAGCUGGGGACAUGAGAGUCACAUGCCCUGCAUUCAAUGGAAACAGGGCUAAUCUGGAGAAACAUGUUCUCAUUUCUCUGGCAGAAAAAGAAAAUUUUGAUAACUAUUGGCAGUACAUUCAUCAUCCAGAAUCCUUUUUCAGGGAUUACAUUAGAGACCACAUUAGGAGAUACUGUUCAGAAAACGAUGGUGAAAAAAUAAAGAUGUUUUUAGAAAUAAGUUUAGGAGACAUAAAGAAGGCCAUCCUCUCUGCCAUUCAUAAGACCACAGAAGUAGCAAAUGAUAGCAGCACUGCUUCUCGCUGGUUGGAUUUGUUCUGUGAUCACCUAGGGAGCCACCUGAUCUUUCCAAAAAGAGACCUGAUAAGCAUCGAGCAUCAGGAGAUAAAGGACACUGAGUUUCUCAAAGAAGCCAUGAGUGCAGCUUUGGAUCCUGCAAUGAGGAAAGUCGAAGAGGACUGUUCAAGUAAGCCCAUAGAUGAAAUGGUUCCUGACAUUGAGAAAAUUCUCUCUGAGCAUCUCUGUGGCUGCUGGAAGCAGUGUCCUUUUUGUAAAGCAAUUUGUACAAACACCAUUCCCGAACAUGAUGGAGACCACAGUGUACCAUUCCACCGUCCUCAGGCUGUUAAUGGAUGGCAUUAUCAUAAAACAGACUACUUUGCCAUUGAGUGCUGUACUACUUGUGUGGCAAGUGAUGGUUCAUUUAUUUUAAAUGACGCCCAGAGCUUCCCAUUUAAGAAAUAUCGAACAGCAGGAGGUGAUUUUGCCACAUGGAGCAUCACCCCUGACUCAUCUGCCCAGCCAUAUUGGAAAUGGUUUGUCUGUCACUUCAGAUCAGAACUAGAAGAGAAGUACGGAAAAAAAUUUACAGACAAAGGUACUAUUCCAGAUUCAUGGACAAAAAUCACAAAGGAAGAAGUACUUGAUGACUUGAAAAAUUAAAAAUUGCCACAAACAGAACACUAGCACUGCCACACAAAUUUCAUAUUAGCCUAGGAUGCCUAAUAGCAAUUUAGGUAGCAUCUUCAAGGUUCUACCUUUAAAAUUAAAUAAGUAAAACUAAUUAAUUAACAUUUCAAUAUUUGAAGAUUUUCUUCUAAAAAUUCUUUUUCUGCUUUGAUUUAUUUUGCUUACACAUAAUGUGCUAAAGACGAGAAUGUAUAAUA
This is a messenger RNA of Chionomys nivalis (European snow vole), 7548 nucleotides long. Its product is annotated as interferon-induced very large GTPase 1-like. The transcript is spliced from 2 exons. Gene Ontology annotation, molecular function: GTP binding. Lineage: Eukaryota; Metazoa; Chordata; Mammalia; Rodentia; Cricetidae. Bases 53 to 7324 code for a protein of 2423 amino acids. The record is from RefSeq and is a predicted model, not a curated record.